Molecule: messenger RNA, 942 nt
Organism: Silurus meridionalis
Lineage: Eukaryota; Metazoa; Chordata; Actinopteri; Siluriformes; Siluridae
Gene: vma21
Product: vacuolar ATPase assembly factor VMA21
Exons: 3
Coding region: 118-423 (101 amino acids)
Biological process (GO): vacuolar proton-transporting V-type ATPase complex assembly
Cellular component (GO): endoplasmic reticulum membrane
Source: RefSeq, a predicted model, not a curated record
AAGUCAUGUGACGAAACCCGGAAGUACUUGUCCUCUCCUUUCAGUAACUCUACACUGCGCAGAACCGCGUUAAAUCAUUUCCUCCUUUAUUUUUGCAUUUUCUGUAUUAAAGUGAAGAUGCAGAGUUAUGACCAGGCGUCCAGACCCGGAGAAUUAACCGACAGCAGAGGGAAUGAUGGAUCGUUAUUAUCCGUCCUGAAGACGUUGCUGUUCUUCACCAUCCUGAUGGUCACGCUCCCCAUCGGCCUCUACUUCGCUUCCAAAAAAUACUUUUUCGAAGGGUCUCUGGGAUACUCGAGCAGCGACAGCUACUUCUACGCCGCCAUCUUGGCCGUGGUGGCCGUGCACGUGGUCCUGGCGCUGUUCGUUUACGUGGCCUGGAAUGAGGGACCGCGGCAGACGAGGGAAGGAAAGCAGGACUGAGGGAGAGGAAAUCGGAUUAGGACAGGUAGAGAGAGAGAGAAAGAGGUUUAAGAAGAAAAUGAGAGAGAGAGAGAGAGAGAGAGACGGAUGAAACACACAGGAGAGAUGUGAUGCAGUGAUAAGACGUGUUCUGUACACAAGGUGAGCUCAGAGGUCACCACGGGCCUGGUGAGUGUGUGUGUGGUAGAACGUUUAAAGGGUUCCUCUGGUGAAAGCCUUGAGGUUCCCAGUAGAACUUAGAUUAGAACCGGCUUCAAAAGGUAAAUUGUCCAGUGAAUUCCUGUCUUUUUUUUUACCCUCAUGGGUGACACAUACAAACCUGCUGAAGCUUCCUCCAGAGGAACCAGCUGAGAAUCCGUUAAUGUUUCUAACCCUGCUUCAGAGUGUGUGUGAGGAACCUUCUCAUUUCUCAACACGAAAUAUCAAACACACAGGUUUCUCCUCCGGAACCUUCUGGAACGACGGUGUGUGUGAUGCUGAAGUGUUCAGUGGAAAUAAACCUCGCAGUAACACACCUGA